This is a messenger RNA of Drosophila ficusphila, 961 nucleotides long. RefSeq names its product circumsporozoite protein (gene Fer2). Lineage: Eukaryota; Metazoa; Arthropoda; Insecta; Diptera; Drosophilidae. The record is from RefSeq and is a predicted model, not a curated record. Gene Ontology annotation, molecular function: DNA-binding transcription factor activity, RNA polymerase II-specific; RNA polymerase II transcription regulatory region sequence-specific DNA binding; protein dimerization activity. Gene Ontology annotation, biological process: developmental process; regulation of transcription by RNA polymerase II. The coding region runs from base 89 to 943 and encodes 284 amino acids. The transcript has 5 exons.
CAGCGGAAGUGCGGAAAGUGUCGGGAAAUUGCAAUACAUCUAAAAUCCUAAUAACUAAUUAAGACCGAGUGAUAAUAUUAAAAAGAAAAUGUCGCGAAAUCAAUUGCCAGACUCUUCCUCUUCGCCACCCAUAAGUCAUUUACCCUUUCACAACUUCGACGAUGACUUGAUCAACGAUCUGCCCUCCUGCAUUUAUGCGGGCCAGCAUCAGGGCGGUGGCGCCACCGGAGGAGGUAAUAGUGGAUCAGGAGGAGGAGGCGGCAACUCCGGACUGCGACUCAGCUCGAAUAAUCUUCGGCAUAUUCAGCAGCACUAUAUGCAGCACAGUGGAGAGAACCUCCUCGAUUCGUCUACUAAUUCCAUGGGAGUCCACAAUUCCGGUGGCGGCCAACCCUUGAUGUGCAAUAGCCCUAGUGCCAGCAGCAGCGGAGGAGGCGGCGGCAAUGGAGGAUCAACUACUCCAGGCGGCGGUGGAGGCCCCAAUCCUGGUUACGGAUCCGUGGGAGGUACCACAGCGUCCAGCUACAAAAUGCAGCGACAGGCGGCCAAUGUGCGGGAAAGGAAACGCAUCCAGAGGUCCGCCCCAACUGGGUACACCAAAUGUAGCAUAAAUUCAGCUUUCGAUGAGUUGAGGGUCCAUGUGCCCACUUUUCCGUACGAGAAACGUCUCAGCAAGAUUGACACUCUUCGCCUGGCCAUCGCGUAUAUAUCCUUGCUCCGUGAGGUUCUUCAAACUGACUACGAUCCUUUAACCUAUGUGGAAAAGUGUCUCCGAGGGGAGAUAAAAGCUGAUCGGGCCAAUUGGAACACGAGUGAUCUAACUGCUCGUCUUUCGUGGAUCAACUGGGAGAACCUGGGUGUUCAUCCCGGCAGGCGAACUCUGCUCACUUCGUUGGCUUUAUCCUCGGAACCUCUGUGUGGAGCCCACUGCGGAAUGCCAUAAGCGUAGAGAGAAAAAUUU